Molecule: messenger RNA, 246 nt
Organism: Cylicocyclus nassatus
Lineage: Eukaryota; Metazoa; Nematoda; Chromadorea; Rhabditida; Strongylidae
Source: the annotation of a GenBank genome assembly
AUGCACAAGAAGAGCAUGGAGGCAGCCGCUCAUCUAGAACAAGUAGAAAAAUCCAGCGAUGUCAGCGAGAGCGACAGCGAAGAUGGACCAUCGAGUCGCAGUUCGAUGAACGCUGGUAUGAGACCUCACUACCACGACGAUAAUAAGCUGAUCGGUCAGCUGAAUCAGCAACGACCACUAAUGGAUCACAUGCACAAUCACGGGGCUUUCGUUCUACCAACUCAUGCGAAGCUUUACGAACAAUGA